GCUUAAUGGCCUCGAUCUAGAUUUCUUUCUUUCUUUUGAAUGAAUUGUCCUCAGUCAUUUUUUCUUUUCUGGCUUCCCGUCUCCAUGCUUCUCGUCUGUGCUUUAAAUCUUAGCUGGCAGGUUUCACAAUUAAUUAGCGUGCAUGCGUAAAUUUCUCUGAGUUGCUCUGUUAGAAAGGUUGAUGAUUAAUUCGGGAACGAGAGCGUUAGCAAAGGUUGUAGGUCCUUCUGAAGAAAAAAAAAGCAUGAGUAAUCAAAGAUCAUACACAGCUGCUGUUUUUCAUUGCUCCUUAUUAGAGCCCGUAGAGAUCUAGUAUCAGUGACGCACUGCUACCACCUUGCUACCGUUCUUACGCAUAUAUAUUGAUAUUGGAUUGCACUUGUGUCAACUUGAUGCAUGCCUGGGUGUUUACAUGUAUUAAUGCUGAACCUGUUAUAUCAGCUCUGCACAUGCCAAGCAUAUUUUUUCAUCUCAAGAGCUAGGCAUGGAUCUUGUGGCCGGGGCGGUGGGCAGCGUCAUCGGCAAGCUCGGCGAGCUGCUCCAGGCGGAGUACAAGCUGCAGAAGGGCCUGCCUGAGCAAAUCGAGUCUCUGAAAAAUGAGCUCGAGAGUGCGCAGACGGCUCUCAGCAAGGUGGGCGAGGUGCCGCCAGAGCAGCUCGAUCCCCAGGUCCGGCUGUGGGCUAGCGAGGUCAGGGAGGCGUCCUACGACAUGGAGGACAUCCUCGACACCUUCCUAGUCAGCAUCGUCGACGUAGACGCCCCAGCUGAGAAGAAGGAUGGCCUGCUCAAACGUCUCCAAAAGAAGAUGUCCAAGAUGUUCAACAAGAGCAAGGCGCGCCACACCAUCGCCGGCGCCAUCGAGGACAUGAAGAAGCGACUCCAGGAGGUGGCUGACCGCCGUGACAGGUUCUCCGUUGCGGUGGCUCUGCCUGCCCCGGCGACGAAGCCGGAUCCUCGCCUUGCGGACAUGCACAAAGAAGCGGCGCAGCUCAUCGGCAUCGACAAUGCGAGGGCGGAGCUCAUAGCCAUGCUUCUGCCGGCGUCUCACGGCAAUGGAGAUUCUGACGUCUCUGGCAGCAGCAGCAGCAGCAGCAGAAAGAUGAAGAUAGUUUCUGUGGUUGGAGUUGGGGGACUGGGCAAGACGACUCUUGCCAAGGCAGUUUACGAUGAGCUUGUUCCGCGAUAUGAUUGUGGAGCCUUUGUUCCCAUUGGUCGGACACCUGACCUGGCGCAAGUCUUCAGCAACAUAUUGUACCUUCUCGACAAAAACGAAUACACGGCCAUUCACAAUGUAAAGGACCAAUCCCUGCUCAUCGGAGAACUCCGAAAAUUCCUCGGAAACAAGAGGUACUUCAUCGUUAUUGAUGAUGUAUGGGACAUACCAACUUGGAAGAUAAUUAAAUCAGCCUUGGUUGAGAAUAAUAGUGGAAGUACUGCAAUCACAACUACUCGCAAUCGAGAUGUAGCCAGCAGGGAGGAGGUUUAUGAGCUACGCACACUUCCCCUUGAUCACUCAGAGAAAUUAUUCAAAACGAGGUUGUUUGGUGUUAAUGGUGAAUAUCCUGCUAGUCACCCUGCUGUGGCAUCUGAAAAGAUUCUGAAAAAAUGUGGUGGUAUACCAUUAGCUAUCAUCACAAUGGCCAGUUUGUUGGUGGGUAAAUCAAGAGAAGAUUGGUUUGAUGUAUGCAACGCUCCUGGUUUCUAUCGUGGUAAGGGUAACCAGCAAGUAGAUGAUACUGAGUGGAUAUUGUCUCUUAGCUACUAUCAUCUGCCUUCUUAUCUAAGGACCUGCUUACUGUAUCUAAGUGUGUAUCUAGAAGACUAUGAGAUUGAGAAAGAUUCUUUGAUAUGGAAAUGGAUAGCUGAAGGUUUCGUGGAGAAGAAAAGAGGGACCAGCUUGUUUCAGCAGGGAGAGGAAUACUUCAAUCAGCUCAUAAAUAGAAGCAUGAUCCAGGCGAUUGAGUCAGAUCACUGGGGCAUAGUAUAUGGCUGUCGAGUUCAUGACAUGGUGCUUGAUCUCAUCCGUGACUUGUCAUAUAAAGAAAACUUUGUGACUAUCUCAAAUGAUGAUGGAGGAACAUCACCACAUCAGAACAGGGUGCGCAGGUUAGCUCACCAGAACAGAAUUAUGAAGCAAACUCAGCAGGACGAUCACAUGGACAUGGCACAAGUGAGGUCAUUGGUUGCCUAUGAUUGUCAUCUUGAGAGUUGGGUGUCGUUGUUGCAUCCAAGCUAUAAACUCUUGCGAGUGCUAGAUUUAGAGAAAUGCAGAGUACCUUCGGAGUGCUGGCUGAAUCUUAAGCCCCUUGGAAAUCUGCUUCAUUUGAGGUACCUUGGUCUACGAUAUACAUAUGGUAUUCGCGAGCUCCCGGAAGAAAUAGGAAAACUGAAGUUUCUACAGACACUUGACUUGAAAGGUUCUGCCUGCACGGUACUGCCAUCAUGCAUUUGCCAGUUAACGCGGUUGGUCUGCCUACAUGGUGGCCACCUCAGUACGCGCGCGCCGGAUGGGCUAUUCCUUAGGAAGGUGACAUCAUUAGAGUAUCUGUGUAUAUGUAUUGAUAAUCUGGAUGAGGAGUCCCAGCGGCAAUUUAUGAAGGAUGUUGGCAACAACAGCGAAGUCAGGGUGCUCGACAUUUAUGUCGGUCGCUUCAAAGGGAUGGUGCAGUCAGAUCUAGUGCAUUCACUAGGCAAUCUCCGCAAACUCCAGCAUCUGGAACUGACGGAUCAUUAUUUGGAUCAGGAUGGCGUUAGAAGUGAAGGCGCAACGAGGGAGUGGGACAGAGUGGUGCUUCCGCGGCAUCUCUGGCAUUUGAAUUUACAUGCUAUACUGUUCCAUCAGCUGCCAUCAUCGUUUAGUCCCGCGCAUCUCCCCAUCCUCCGCUACUUGUUGUUGCAUGUGGAUCAUAUCGACGAGUCAAGUCUGCGAAACUUGGGUGGGUUGCCAGAGCUCCGUUUCCUCAAGUUGUCAACGGUUCAGCCGUCGAUGGCUUGCAUGGCAACUGUAGCUAAUAUAAAUACUGCGGUUGAUGGCUUCUUCCAGAAGUUGAGAUGUUGCAGUUUGCAUGGCUGGAUGGUCCAGUUGGUGCUCAACGAGGACUCCACUGGUGUUUCAUUUAGCAUCUGGAAUGGGAUAGGUGCUAUAGCCUUUGGUUCCAAAGCAAAGGACGAGUAUAACAGAUCAAUAGCACCACCGCCCGUGAUGCCGAACCUCCAAGAGCUUUGGUCUCACGUUUUCGUCAGGGCCUUAUAUAAGGAUGGAAAUGGUAGCUGUAGUGAUCUCAGGCUGGAGUGCCUCCCUUCGCUUCACAGUGUCCAAAUACAUUUCGACCGUGGGGGUGCCUCUGAUGAUGACGCGGAGAAGGCAGUUGCUGAGCUGAGGAACGCAGCACGACUCCAUCCCAACCGUCCCAGAAUCAACUUCCAUGGAUACCGCGUCUCAACGAUCUCAGAAUCUACGGACCAAGAUGACAAAGAGUCCGACGAUGGUGAUAAUGUUUCCGCGAAAGAAGAGGAAGGCAGGGCCUCAGCAGCUAGCGAUGAAGUUGUUGUCACGGAAUCAAGAGGCGACAACCCCGCGACACCUAGCUGUUAAAUCUGUUCAAUGCAAAUCAGUCUUGCCUCUUCUACGUGCACAUUCCUCACGCAUGUUAAGCUUGGCUUGCUCGGUGGGAGGAGUUAAUUUCAAGAUCAUGGAAUGGUGGCAGUGCGUGUUACCUGGCACAUAGUUGGUUUGACAUGCCUGUAUUUGUGGCGCAAGUACAUUCUUUUAAGUAUCAUGUGCACAAUAUUUUCAUUGCUUCUUAGCUAAGAAAAAAUAAAAAAAUGCAAGAAAAAAGUAAAACCUGAAAAACUACAAAGAAAUUUCUUAUUUCUAUAUUUUCGUUUCUUUUGAGUAGGUGGGUAGGAAAC
Molecule: messenger RNA, 3912 nt
Organism: Setaria italica (foxtail millet)
Lineage: Eukaryota; Viridiplantae; Streptophyta; Magnoliopsida; Poales; Poaceae
Product: putative disease resistance RPP13-like protein 3
Exons: 5
Coding region: 485-3595 (1036 amino acids)
Biological process (GO): defense response to other organism
Molecular function (GO): ADP binding
Source: RefSeq, a predicted model, not a curated record